Molecule: messenger RNA, 594 nt
Organism: Brenthis ino (lesser marbled fritillary)
Lineage: Eukaryota; Metazoa; Arthropoda; Insecta; Lepidoptera; Nymphalidae
Source: the annotation of a GenBank genome assembly
AUGGACAGUUGUUUUGUAGAUAUAACAGUAGAAUUCCUCGCCGUGGCGUUUCAUAGUAUCCUUUACUACGCUUCAGUUUAUCCAAAAAGUAUAUUUGAGACAAGGAAAAAAUACAGUAUCGUAGUUUACCGAUCGAUACAUCCAGAAGUUAAUCAGUACAUUGAUUUGUGCCUAAAAGCUAUAGCAGAGAACUUAAAAAGUGGACAGUUAAAACGUCUAGAGUUUGCGAUAACUGAUAACGACUAUAUGCCAGUUUUAAAAUUUGUGUUUGAUUUUGAUUCUGUGAAUAAUUUUGAUGAAACUGUAGAUGCUUAUUUAGUGCAAACUGAACAAAAUAUUCGCGCAUUUUGUUUACAUUUAACCACAGUUAAUCAUAAGUUUAAUGAUUUACCAGAUGAUAGAAGUUUCACUAUAUUUAUACAUACAAAUGAAUCAACAGCAGUGAGUUUGGCAACAAAUCCAGAUCUUGAAGAUUUUCCUUUAAUAGAAGUUAAGGAAAGUUUUGAGGAAUGUAAAAAUAAAAUAUUGCCUUUGAGAAGAUUUUUAGUAAGAAAUUGUUAUAUAGAUACAUAUAUUGAACUAAUAAAUGAUUUA